AGCAGUCAGCUUCUCCUCCUUAUAAGUGCAUCUCCACAUUUGGUUCUCAAUCAUCAUCCCUUUCCUAUUCCUUUUUCUUGAUUGUUUCCAUCUUUUUUGCACUUGUCCGAAGAUACCGGAAAAGAUAUGGGCACGACCACUGUCAAGCUCUUCCUUAUGGCUCUUGCCAUCUUCUGUGGUGCAGCAAUUGCCACCGAUCCUGACAUGCUUCAGGACGUUUGUGUCGCUGAUCUCGCUUCAGAUAUCAAAGUCAAUGGCUUCCCUUGCAAGGCAACCUUCAACGCGACGGACUUCUCCUCUGGUGCGUUGGCCAAGCCUGGGCUCACCAACAACACUAUGGGUUCGCUCGUCACCCCAGCGAACGUUCAGCAGAUCCCAGGCUUGAACACGCUAGGAGUCUCACUCUCCCGGAUCGACUAUGCCCCUGGUGGACUCAACCCGCCCCACACCCACCCAAGGGCCACCGAGAUCGUGUUCGUCCUCGAGGGCCAGCUCGAUGUUGGCUUCAUGACCACCGCUAAUGUCCUUGUUUCCAAGACCAUAAAGCAGGGCGAGAUCUUUGUGUUUCCGAAGGGCUUGGUCCACUUCCAGAAGAAUAGCGGGAUGGGCCAGGCUGCAGUGAUUGCUGCAUUCAACAGUCAGUUGCCAGGAACACAGUCAAUUGCCGCUAUGUUGUUCGCUUCAAAACCGAGCGUGGCUGAUGAUGUGUUGGCGAAGGCGUUCCAGAUUGACUAUUACGAGGUCGAGGAGAUCAGGAAGAAGCUCACUCCAAAGUAGAAGUCAUCCAGUGAUGGGGAAGUACUUUCAAUCUGUCUCCGUGUACAGUUUAAAAUUUACCAAUUAAUGUUGAAGUGGAGGAGACAAACAUUUGAAUAUUUCAGGUUCCACGAAUAAGAUGUUGCGGUUAUCAAUCGCCUUUCCUCUGUUUGGUUCCACAUUGUACUUGUAACAAUUCAAAUGGUUCAAUAAAUGUUCGAUGAAUUUGAAUAUAUAUA
Molecule: messenger RNA, 995 nt
Organism: Punica granatum (pomegranate)
Lineage: Eukaryota; Viridiplantae; Streptophyta; Magnoliopsida; Myrtales; Lythraceae
Source: RefSeq, a predicted model, not a curated record